Brassica napus (rape) is the source of this 5401-nucleotide messenger RNA. RefSeq lists its product as uncharacterized. The transcript is spliced from 5 exons. Lineage: Eukaryota; Viridiplantae; Streptophyta; Magnoliopsida; Brassicales; Brassicaceae. Gene Ontology annotation, biological process: regulation of auxin polar transport; gravitropism. The record is from RefSeq and is a predicted model, not a curated record. The coding region runs from base 3256 to 4107 and encodes 283 amino acids.
UCAUUGCUUCACAAUCUUUACAUUCUUGAUCAACCGUUUGCAACUCCAUCAUUGAACUUCUGUGGAUCCUUUAAAGUCGAUGGUUCUCUUUCGCAUCAAAGCCUUGGGCAUCCAUAUUCUGCCAAGUUACAACACUCUCUGAUGCAAUAUCCUUAGAUAAGUUUUCUUUACUAGAUAUUUCUCGUUGUCUUGUGUUUCCCUUAGCUAAGCUACGUAGACUUCCGUUUCCACAACUUAAUAAAAUGUCUACAAAACCAUUUGAUCUUGUUCAUAUGGAUAUAUGGGGUCCUUUCUCUGUCGAGUCUGUUGAAGGUUAUAAGUACUUUCUUACAAUUGUAGAUGAUCUCACCGGUGUAACUUGGAUUUAUAUGUUGAAAUACAAAAGUGAUGUUUCUGUUAUUUUACCAUCGUUUGUUAAACUUGUGCGCAUUCAAUAUAAUAAAAAACAUAAAGAUGAUUCAUAGAGAUAAUGCUCAGGAACUUGCUUUCUCAAACUUGAUUAGAGAACAUGGUAUUAUGCAUAAAUUUUUUUGUGCUUAUACACCUCAACAAAAUUCUGUUGUGGAACUUUAACAUCAACAUCUCUUAAAUGUUACUAGGGCUUUAAUGUUUUAAUCUAGUGUUCCUUUAUAAUACUGGAGUGAUUGUAUCUUUACUGUUGUGUUUUCAAUCAAUCGAACAGCGUCCUUGUUUUUGAACAAAAUGCCAUGAGAAACAUACAGAUAAGAAACCUGAUUAUCAUUUUUCAAAGCUUUUGGGUGUUUGUGUUAUGUGUCAAUAUUGCCUAAAGAUCGACACAAAUUUACUCCGAGAGCUGAGUCAUGCGUUUUCUUAGGCUGUCCAUCUGGUAUUAAAGGAUAUAAGGUUCUCAACAUUGAUACACAAGUUGUUUCUGUAUCUCGCAAUGUUAUCUUUCAUGGCCAUGACUUUCCUUACAAACAUGUUAAUACAGAUUCACAACUUGACAAUCUUUUUUCUAAGUCUAUAUUACCUUUAUCUAAUCCUAUUGAGAUUGAUUCUGUCAUUCCUGUGCAUUCUCAUGCAUCUACAUCAUCAUCAUCUCAUGUUCUGAAUGUUCCGGUGGUGAGUGAGACUCAUGCAUGUGAAGUUGCUUCUUGGUCUUGCUGCGAUUAAUGGCUGGUCGUUAGACCAAAUGGAUGUCACUUAUGCUUUUCUGCAUAGUGACCUUGACGAGGAGAUCUAUAUGAGUCUUCCUUUGGGAUAUACUCCUCCUCUAGGCGUAAUUCUUCCACCCAACCCAGUCUGUCGCUUGAAUAAGUCCAUUUAUGUAGACUGGAUCUUCCUUUAUUGGUAUAAAUGCUGCUCGUCAGUUCUUAUGUAGACUGGAUCUUAAACAAGCUUCCAAAAAAUGGUAUAAAUGCUGCUCGUCAGUUCUUAUUGUGGAUGGUUUCUCUUCUUCACUAGGUGGUCAUUCUCUCUUUGUCAAGAAGACUGGAUCUUCCUUUAUUGCCUUGUUGGUUUAUGUAGAUGACAUCCUUAUUGCGAGCAAUGAUGUUGAGGUUGUUUGUUCUGUGAAGACACUUCUACAUAAAUCUUUCAAGAUCAAGGAUUUAGGGAAUGCGAGAUUCUUUUUGGGCUUGGAGAUAGCUUGGAAUGCUACUGGUAUUGCUCUCUCACAUAAAGUAUGCUCUGGAUUUAUUGGUUGACACAUGAUUCUUGGCAUCUAAGCCUUUUGCAGUUCCAAUGGAUCCCUCAAUCCCACUGAGCAAAACCAUUGGUGUUCCUCUUCCUGAUGCUUCUUCGUAUCGUGAAUUAAUUGGAUGUCCUUUUUAUCUGACCAUCACGAGACCUAACAUCAUGUAUGUGGUUCAUCGGUUGAGUCAGUUUCUCUCUGCUCCUACAGACAUACAUUUUCAGUCAGCUCAAUGUAUUUUUCUCUACUUAAAAUCGAAUCCAUGGCAAGGCUUGUUCUAUUCAGCUGAUUCAGAUGCUUGUCUCAAUGUGUAUGUCGAUGCUGAUUGAGCUACAUGACAUGAUAUAAGACGCUUUGUCACAGGCUUCUGUGUGUAUCUUGGAAAGUCUUUGAUUAGCUGGAAAUGCAAGAAGCAGCAGACGGUCAGUAGAAGUAGUACUGAAGCAGAGUACAAGAGUAUGGCAUUGGCUGCUUGUGAGCUUAUUUGGUUGCAGCAAAUCCUUACAAACUUUAAGAUCACGGUAACUAAUACUGCAAAGCUGUUAUGUGAUAAUAAGUUAGCUAUCCAUAUUGCCACCAACCUUGUGUUUCAUGAAUGCACGAAACACAUCGAGAUUGACUGUCGUACCAUUCGAGAUCAGGUGAAGAAUGGUUUCAUUUGUCGCAUACAAGUGGUUAGUGCUAAUAAUCAUGCUGACAUUUUCACCAAACCGCUCCACAUCCUUCUCCUUUUCAUUUUAUCCUUUCGCACAUGUCAAUUUCAAGCCUCUUCUCACCGUCAUUACCUUCCACUUCAAAGGCUUGAGAGGGGCAUAUUACAUAUACUAAUUUCAUACACGUGUAUAGAUAUUGAGACUAUGUAUACGAAUCUUUAUACUCGUAUACUUGUAUAUAAACAAAACCCCUUGUACAUAAUUCAUUAAUCUAUUGAGUACAGUUUUAAGUUCUUGAGCUGUACUCUCUCUCUCUCUAUAAAACAACAUAUUAAAACGUGUCAUUCAUUGAUUUUAUUAAUUAUCAUUACUAUAAAGUUACAAAAAUAAAAAUUAUCGGGUUCAUGAGGGUCAGCUGACACCUACCUAUCAUAUGUUUCCUCCCUUGCGUGGUGGUUUGUGAAUUGUGAGAGAAAUUUCACAUACAUGUCUGAACAAAAGAGAGAAGAAGUGGGAGACUCUCUGUAGUCUCUACCUGGCCAGAGACUUUCGUAUUAACAAUACCUUUUAGCUCGAAAGCAAUCUUUCCUUUAUUUCUGUAACGUCCCAUCUUACGUGCUUUAGUAAAAUACAUUGCAGACGUUUCCCACGUAAAGAAAUUCCUACGAAUGCAAAUCACACAAUCAUUGUUAUGGUCCUUAUCGAUGCUCAAAUCAUAUCGUACGCUUGGUUGGAGUUGUGUCGGUUAAUAUAAGAUCCCCAACCCCCAACGCAUUACGACAUGAGAGUACGGACAAUAACAACCUAACGCAUACACUGUUCUAAGCUCCAUCACAAACCUCGGAUCCUUCUAGCUCAAAACUUGACCUACUAGUUAUAUCUACGCCUAUAAAUGGUAAACAAACCCUAACGAAAACUAAAAGAAAAACAAAAGGAAGCGAGGACAACAUGAAGCUGCUAGGUUGGAUGCGAACUAUAAACCUAAGUGGCUUUGAUCCAUCAAAUGAGUUCAAAGGUGGUUUCAGUUGUCUAAGAGCUCAGGUUUCCUCUGAAGUCCUAGACAUCCGAACAAACUCCUUCUCCUUCUCCAGAGCAUCUCAUCAUGACUCCAAUCCACCGAAAACUGAUGAGGAACUUUGGUUUGAUGAAGGCGGGUUCGGCGGCUUUCUGGCGAUCGGUACGCUUGGUAGAGAUCCUGAAACACCAAAAUUCACAUCUUCCAUUGCUGAAGAUGAUGUAACCGUGGCAAAGCUCGUUACUGAGAAACUAGACAAGUUUCUUGAGGAAUAUCCAGAUAAGGAUAGUAGCAGUAAGCAGGGAGAAAUAUCGAAGGCAGAAUAUGGUCUCUUUGGAUCAUCCACUGAGCUUACGAAGAGAGGCAAUGAAGUAAAGAAGAUGAAGGGUUUACUUAAAAACCUCUUCAAGAGAAGAAAGGCAGUAGAAGGAGAGUGUAACUCAAUGGAGAAACAAGGAACCAGAGAUUUGAUUAAAAGGAUAUCUAAAAAGCUCCACGUCUCUCCUUCAAAGACGAGAAAUGAUGAUGACUAUGAUGACUACGAUUAUUCCAUGCACAAGAAGAAAGAUAUAAGAAAGAGUGGUCAAAUCUUCCAAAGUAAAGUCCAUCCUGUUAUGUGUACACCUCCAAGAGACGAUAACAAGGUAGAUGACAGAAGAAGCUGCAAACUCAAGAUCCCGAGUCUUAAUGGAGGGUUUCUCGUUCCAAGUUCCAUCUCCAAAGUGAACAAGAAAAGAGAAAAUUGGAUCAGGACUGACACAGAGUAUCAUGUUCUGGAACUGUGAAGAUCAACACAUUGCAACAAACCUCCAUUGAUCCAGCCAAAGUUCUCUCGUAUCGAACACACAUAUAUAUACACAUAUCUACAAAAUCAUUGUCUAGUAAUGUGUAGUGAGAUUGUACGACUUUCAGGUCCAGAACUUCCUAGUUAUUCAAAAAGAAAACAUAUAUGUAUAAUUAUACACACAUAUCUACAAAAUCAUUGUCUCAAAUGUGUAGUCCGAAGGUUAUGUAUUCUACUUUAAGGUAAUGAAUAAGAAACUUCAAUUUUAUAAAAGUAUAGUACCAUAAUUUAAACACAUUCGCAGUAGUGAUUUUAGCCACAAUUAUUGACCGCUCACAAAGAGUCACAUCUCAGCUCCAAACGAGUAACAACUGCACACAAAAUGUGUAACAUAUACGACCAUCUUUGACUCUUGAGCUUGCAUUCUUAACACCAUUCGUGCAAGACUCAUAAGAUAAGAAUAUUAACUCCUCCGGAACUCCAUGGGGCUAGUUAUAAAAAUAGAGAACAAACAGAGUUACUAUUAUGCUUCUUAGAUUAUAUUUAAUUAAUUUACAGAAAAUCAGGUCCAGCGUUACUGAUCAAAGAGUGAAACAAACAAAAAGGAAACCCAAACCACUAAGAAAAUUAUCAAGUAGACACAUAUCUUGAUAUCCUCUUUCAGGAAUAGUAAUCUACUUUAUAUCAAGUUCUUUAACAAAAAGCAAACACUAUCAAAGAGCACAGAAACAAUUGAUUGAACAAUCACCAAAGCUCAAAAGAAAAGCUAAAGCGAAUAUAGAAUACAGUGCCCUCCUUGUAAUCUACCACUAAGCUUUAGUAUCUUAACGUCUUAUUCCUUCUACUUAGCCACCAAGAAAAGCCAAAAAGACUCGUCAAUAUCCUUCUACAUAAUACAUCAUUUGUCUCCAUCUUCAUCUGCAAAAGAACAAACACUCUAUAGUCUAUUCACACACACACACACUUGAGCCGUCUUCAAUGAGCACGGACUGGGGAACGGUGAUUGUAGCGGUGUCUCUGUUCAUCCUACUAUCACCAGGACUACUGUUUCAGAUUCCAGCGAGAACGAGAGUGAUGGAGUUCGGGAACAUGAGCACGAGCGGUAUAGCCAUUUUGGUUCACGCAGUUAUAUACUUCUGUAUUUUCACGAUCUUGGUGGUAGCUAUACAAGUUCACAUCCAUUUCUGAUCUCUACUCUUCUUAUAUCAUGUAUAAAUGUAACAAAAUGAAGGGAGGUUUAUUGCAAACUCUAAUGUAAUGUACAAAUUUCUCUGAUAUUCCUCCUUUCCGACAAA